Molecule: messenger RNA, 757 nt
Organism: Laetiporus sulphureus 93-53
Lineage: Eukaryota; Fungi; Basidiomycota; Agaricomycetes; Polyporales; Laetiporaceae
Exons: 5
Coding region: 158-637 (159 amino acids)
Source: RefSeq, a predicted model, not a curated record
GCCAAGUCACCGGGACGGGAAACUCCCGUCACUCGCCUGGCAGCAGCAAGCCAUAACAAAGAUCCAGAUACGCUGCGACGCGCUGUGCUUGGCACGUGACUAUAUGCUAAGGUCACGAUGUUGAGUUUCACGUGGUGAGUGGCCACAACCAUGUGCCAUGUGGCUACGAAACAAGAGUGGCCCGCCCACCGAUCCCCGGAGGAUCGUCUCGCUCGUUGGACUCCCCGCGCGUACGUGGGCUUCACUGAAAACAGCGCCACCGCAAGAAGCGCGCAACGCCACCGGCGCAAGAAGGACGAGUCCGAGUAGUAGAGCAAGAGAGAACGCUCACGCUCGUCGGCUCCCCCAGUCGCACUGGGGGAUGAGAGGGGGGACAGUACGAUUCAAAGCUGGAGAGGGAGAAGGAGCGCCUGGCGGAGGCAAAGAGACACGAGCUCAAGAGGGUGAAGCGGCAGGCAGGCGGUGGAGUGCGAUUCAAGAAACAAAGUAUGCGAGUCGAUCCAGAGUUCUGAAUCACAUUUGCUGUCACCGGGUACGCAUGUUCGAUUGGGCCGAUGCCUCACGGUUUGACUCUUCAAUCAUUGCACCAUGCAAAUACAUGUCGCGAAUACUAUGCAUGGUGCACACCAGGGACUGAUGGUCUCUGGGUAGUAGACAGAGAGCACACGAGCUCAAAUUUGUAUCAUGGUAGACAGUUCCACAGCCUCUAUCCUCGUACGAUGGAGGUAUGGGAUGAUCAAAGUGCCAUGGCACCCGG